Molecule: messenger RNA, 972 nt
Organism: Nanorana parkeri
Lineage: Eukaryota; Metazoa; Chordata; Amphibia; Anura; Dicroglossidae
Product: vomeronasal type-1 receptor 3-like
Exons: 1
Coding region: 1-972 (323 amino acids)
Biological process (GO): G protein-coupled receptor signaling pathway
Cellular component (GO): membrane
Molecular function (GO): pheromone receptor activity
Source: RefSeq, a predicted model, not a curated record
AUGGCCCCUUACCUUCUUCUCAAGGCUAUAGGAUUUUUCCUUCUUGUGAUAGUUGGGAUACCAGGAAACACCUUCAUCAUUCUCCAAUUUACCUACAUCAAAAGUAAAGAGAAAAAACAUGUUCCAAGCAACAUAAUAUUGUCAGUACUGGCUUUAGCAAAUGUACUUGUCAUCUUCUCACGCAUCAUUCCACAGUCCUUGAAUGCAAUAGGAGUAGAAAACUUGCUUGAUGACAUAGAGUGCAAAUUUGUUAUAUAUACAUACAGAGUAAGCAGGGCUAUGUCUAUUUGUGUCACUAGUUUGCUUAGCUGCUACCAGUGUAUUCUCAUUGCUCCAACAACUAGAGUUUGGGUUUAUUUGAAGAGUAAAGUAACCAAAAACAUUAUGGGCAUUAUCAUUAUUUUGUGGAUUAUAAACUUCUCCAUUUACCCUUAUUGUUUUUUGAGUACUAAUGCAAAGAAAAAUGUAACAAAUUCACCAUAUACUCUGCAUUUGGUAUAUUGUGAUUCUGACUUUUUGACUUAUACAGCAUAUAUUGUCAAUGGAAUAUUUUACACUAUCCGUGAUGUUAUAUUUGUAGGACUAAUGACAUUAGCAAGCAGUUACAUGGUGUUCAUCCUUCUUAGUCAUGAGAAAAAUGUGAAAGCAAUUAGAAGCUCUAACAAAGAGCAAAAGUUGUCAGCUGAGAUCAAAGCUUCAAGAGCUGUCAUAUUAUUAGUUGUUCUGUAUGUGUUACUGUUUGGGUUGGAUAAUUCCAUGUGGGUCUAUACACUAACUUUAUCCAACGUGCCUUCUGACAUGAAUGAUAUUCGAAUAUUUCUAUCAUCCUCAUAUGCAGCUCUGAGUCCCAUUGUCAUCAUACUCACCAACCCUAAGCUUCAUCGCUCUUGGAUACUGUCUAACAAGCACAAGUUUUCCCAAAAACACACAGGAAGCACUGGAACUGUAUAUUCUGUAAGUAAAUACAGCUGA